Molecule: messenger RNA, 800 nt
Organism: Xenopus tropicalis (tropical clawed frog)
Lineage: Eukaryota; Metazoa; Chordata; Amphibia; Anura; Pipidae
Gene: rbp1
Product: retinol binding protein 1
Biological process (GO): vitamin A metabolic process; retinoic acid biosynthetic process
Cellular component (GO): cytosol
Molecular function (GO): nicotinamide-nucleotide adenylyltransferase activity; lipid binding
Source: RefSeq, marked provisional
GUAACUUUUUGCAUUCUGAUGGAAUUAGGAGGGGCUCAAAUAACAGCAGGGUCUGAGUAACCCAUAAAGCAUUAGCAGCCAGAGCUCUCACACACUGCACAGAACCCUCAGCAGGCUCACCACCGGCACACUCCUCCCUUUCCACUCUCGCCCAGCAGCCAUGCCUACUGAUUUCAAUGGGUACUGGAAAAUGUUAAGCAAUGAGCAUUUCGAAGACUAUAUGAAGGCUCUGGACGUUAAUGUUGCAAUAAGGAAAAUUGCCAACCUGCUGAAGCCGGACAAGGAAAUUAUUCAGAAUGGCGACCACAUGAUCAUCAAAACACUAAGCACUUUCAGAAACUACAUCAUGGAGUUUGAUGUGGGAAAGGAGUUCGAGGAGGAUUUGAGUGGAGUGGAUGAUCGCAAAUGCAUGACCACAGUCAACUGGAAAAAUGAUCAACUGGUGUGUGAUCAGAAGGGUGAGAAGGUGGGACGUGGCUGGACCCAGUGGGUGCAAGGAGAUGAGCUGCACUUGGAGAUGCGAGUAGGAGAUGUUGUCUGUAAACAGGUUUUUAAAAAGAUACAACAGUGAUGCUGACUACGCACAAUAAACCACCACCUGGAGUAGAAGAGUAAAAACAACCCCACCCCUUGUUCUGCUGCAUUGAUGUUUUAGAGUUGAGUCUCCGUGUUUUAUAAUGUGUCUUUAGGUACAUUAAUAAAAACACUAAUCUGACUUCUGUGUGGAUUUGCUACAUGUAUUGUUUUCUUCUAAUGGGGUAAUGAAAUGCAGACUGUGAAAUGAAAUACACUGUGCUGCA